AUGCCUUCCCCUUUUAUGGAGGCGAAUGUCGCUUCCAUUCCGUAUGUGGAUCAUUGGAUGCUCGAAGCGCUAAACGAGGCCCAGUUUGCCUUGGACGAGCAUGAGGUUCCCGUCGGGGCCGUCCUCGUCCCCCUCCCGGCCCACCAACUUCACGGGGAGGACGUUCGACGCGCGGAAAGUCAGGGGGAUGGCCCGGAUUCCCGCAGCCCCGCCGGGCCCGCGCUCGACACCCGGAUGUGGGUUUCCCGGGGCCGGAACGCCACGAACCGCCGCCACCACGCCCUGGCCCACGCCGAAUUUCUCUGCGUGGAAGGCCUGCUCCGCGGCUUGGGGGCCGCCGAGGGGGGGGGAGAAGGCGGGCCCGCGGAUCUCUCGAAUUACGUCCUGUACGUCACGGUGGAGCCGUGCGUUAUGUGCGCCGCUCUUCUCCGCGAUAACCGCAUCGCGGCGGUGUUCUUCGGCUGCCCCAACCUGCGGUUUGGCGGGAACGGGUCGGUGUUGGCCCUCCACAACCCCAACCCCGACCCGCCCAAGGGGGGGGAGGGGACGGCAGAGCCGAUCGGGGCUUCGCCGCCGCGGGGCUACCGAAGUGAGGGUGGCCACCGCGCUCAGGAGGCGAUCGGGCUUCUGCAAAAAUUCUACCUCAGGGAGAAUCCUAAUGCACCAGGUGUAAAGCGAAAGCGGAAGUUGUCAACACUUGCACGUUAG
Molecule: messenger RNA, 708 nt
Organism: Phytomonas sp. Hart1
Lineage: Eukaryota; Euglenozoa; Kinetoplastea; Trypanosomatida; Trypanosomatidae
Source: the annotation of a GenBank genome assembly